Molecule: messenger RNA, 1271 nt
Organism: Aquila chrysaetos chrysaetos
Lineage: Eukaryota; Metazoa; Chordata; Aves; Accipitriformes; Accipitridae
Product: granulocyte-macrophage colony-stimulating factor receptor subunit alpha-like
Exons: 8
Coding region: 91-960 (289 amino acids)
Biological process (GO): cytokine-mediated signaling pathway; immunoglobulin mediated immune response
Cellular component (GO): membrane; external side of plasma membrane
Molecular function (GO): protein binding; cytokine receptor activity
Source: RefSeq, a predicted model, not a curated record
GCGUUGUCAAAGCACACAAAGAUAGGCCACCAAGGCAAAUUCACAGCUUCCAUCCUUUUUGUGCCCCAUUACUGUAACUGCCACAAGGAAAUGGAUUUUCAAGGAGGAGAGUGGACAUGGGAUAUUCUUCCUGUGUUUGCAGGCAUGAAUGGGACAGCCGUUGAAAAUUUUGUCUGUGUCAUUUUUAAUGUUUCCUUCAUGAACUGCACUUGGCAUGUGGGCAGGACUGCUUCAGGAGAUACCCAGUAUUUCCUGUACUGGAAGAACUCAAGGAAAGAAGAUUUCACAGAAUGCCAGAAUUACAUCAGAGAUAAUUAUGGAAGACACACAGGAUGUAGAUUCCAAAAUGUGACAAUAGAAAAUAAAAAAGCUCAUUUCCUGGUAAAUGGGUCUAGAAAUGGACAAAACAUUCAGCCAUAUGAGGAGAAGAUUAGUCUGUACAAAAUUGAAAAACUCACCCCUCCAUUAAAUGUCACUGUGAACUGUACAGAAGCUUCUCAUCAUUGUGAAAUUCGGUGGCAACCACCUCGCACAAGUCAUGUGAAAAACCCUAGUUGUUUCAAAUAUGAAGUUGUCAUAGAAAACAAGGGAAGAAACAUCACAGGAAACUUCUACAAAUUUGAAAGCUUCAGCACAAAAAAGAAGUUCAGCGUCAAAAUCAGAGCAAUUGACAAUGGUUGUUUAGUGAGCCAAAGCUGGGGAGAGUGGAGUACACCUGUAGAGUUUGGAAAAGAACAACUUACAUCUACUUCAUCAUAUACGCUAUUCCUGAUACCAGUGCUGGCAGCAGCUCUCAUGCUUUUUCUCUUCGCAGGAAGCAUUUAUUUGAAAAGAACAUCUGCUACAGUACCACAGCCAAAAGACCCAUUCCGUGAGCUCUCUCCAGUGGAUUUCCAGACAGAAUAUAAGAAUCAACUAAUAAAGCAUGAAACUGAAGAAAUAACUGUUAUUGAAUCAUAGAAUCAUUUAGGUUGGAAAAGACCUUCAAGAUCAUCAAGUCCAACCAUCAUCCAUGCCGACUAAACCAUGUUAUGGAGUACCCCGUCUACGUGCUUUUUGAAUACCUCCAGGGAUGGUGACUCAACCACUUCCCUGGGCAGCCUAUUCCAAUGUGUGACAACCAUCUCAGUAAAGAAAUUUUUCCUAGUAUCCAACCUAAAUCUCCCUUGCCGCCACUUGAGGCCAUUUCCUCUCGUCCUAUCACCAGCCACCCAACAUAAGAGACCAGCAUCCACCUCACUACAACCCCCCCUCAGGUAGUUGUAGGGAGC